AUGCCUUCCGAGUCGAGGGUUGAGAACCCCUUGUUCCAUCCCUUCUUAUUUUGGUUCCAAAUUUUUCAGUACCUUACAGACAAGAUCCUGUCCCCGGCUCCUCCAGACAGAAGCAAACCCCUCCGCAGGCCCAAGGUCGCCAUUAUAGGUGCUGGUAUCACCGGUGUAACAUCUGCAGCACACUGCGUUGGCCAUGGUUUCGACGUUACCAUCUUUGAGGCUGGAGGGGAGGAGAAUCUUGGCGGGAUCUGGAGUAGGGUCAACAAUACCUCCAGUCUCCAGAUUCACUCUUUGAUGUAUCGAUUUCACCCUUCGGUAAAAUGGGAACGCGGGUACCCUGACCGUCAACAGAUCCUGAGCCAGCUCAAGCAGUUGUGGAAGAGGUACAACCUGGAUGAGAAGACUGUGUUCAACUACAAGGUAGAUCAGGUCUACCAAGACGAGAAGGGCCGGUGGGUGAUCAAUGACCCUUCAAAUGGGAGAUUUGACGGUCUCAUCGCUGCCGUCGGUACUUGUGGCGAUCCCAAGAGACCACAUAUUCCAGGCAUAGAAAAGUAUCGCGGACCUGUCUACCAUUCCAGCGAAUUGACAGGAAAGAACGCCAAAGGCAAGACUAUGGUGGUCAUAGGUGGAGGAGCCAGUGCUGUGGAAGCAAUGGAAUUCGCUGCCGAUGAGGAUGCUGCCAAGGUUUAUAUUCUCGCCCGAUCCGACAAGUGGAUCAUCCCACGCAACCCAAUCGUCAACAUGCUUCUCGCAUUCAAUAUCUUCGGCCAAGAAACCAUGUUCUCCUGGAUCCCAGAGAUGUUCCUCAAGAAGCUAUUCUAUCGCGACCUGCAAGACAUUGCCCCUUACAAUAAGGGCAUCUUUAUGGAUACUCCUAUGGUAAACACCGACGUUAUGGACAGAAUACGAUCGGGACAAGCAGAAUGGGUACGGUGUGACAUCGAAGGCUUCGAGGAGGGCGGAGUGAAGGUAAAUCGUCGAGCAAAGGGUGUCCCUGCAGGUGGGCCAGGACGCGAGGACGUCAUCGAGGCAGACAUGGUCGUUCUCGCCACGGGCUUCCAGCGGCCCUCUCUUUCAUUCCUCCCGAAAGACAGCUUCGAGGAACCUUACGGCGCGCCCAAUUGGUACCUCCAGACCUUCCCACCGAACCAUCCUUCUAUCUCCGCGAUCAACUGCACCUACCUGUCUGCGAUCGGCACAGUAGGCAAUUGGCACAUCGGCAUCUACACCCGGAUUCUGCUCAUGUUCCUCGUCGACCCACUCACCCGCCCCAGCCCUUUCUGGAUGGAGCGCUGGAUCGAUAUGACCAAGAUUUUAAAGGCACGGAGUCCUACUGGAGCAUUUGAUUUCUUCACUUACCUGGAGUUGAUUUGGUGGUUCACGUUCUCUGUAGCCUUCAACCCAUUCAGGUGGAAGUGGGCAUUCUUUGUCUUCUUCGGCAUCGGUUUCGCGCUGCCCAAGAGGCUGGUCCAGGUCGAGGACGCUAUUAGGAAUGGCCUCGGUCGACCGUCCAGUGAACAGGUGAAUCGUGAUCAAGGCGUUAGUAUCUGA
This is a messenger RNA of Diaporthe amygdali, 1554 nucleotides long. RefSeq lists its product as hypothetical. Lineage: Eukaryota; Fungi; Ascomycota; Sordariomycetes; Diaporthales; Diaporthaceae. The coding region runs from base 1 to 1554 and encodes 517 amino acids. The transcript is spliced from 3 exons. The record is from RefSeq and is a predicted model, not a curated record.